AUGAAUGAAGCGAAGGUCGUGAAGAAAUCAACUGUAGCGAAGGAUCAAGCGGUGAACAAACAUGUGAAACUUCUGCUGCCAGUCAAUACCUUUCUGAACAUAUUCUUCUCUCAUGGUGCCCUGCACGGAAUUGCAUACUUGGGAAAAUCAUUCCUCCACAUAAUGGAAAAGUCAAUGUGGAUCAGUUUGAUUGCAGUUUCACUUUAUUUUUGCGCCAAACUUAGCCUGGAAUCUUGGGAACGCUUUCAAACCAAAAGCACGGUGGUUACGAUCGAGAAAGACCACUACUACUGGAACAUUUCGAUGCCCAGUUUAACCAUCUGUCCAAUGAACCGAAUCGAUAGAGAAUUAUUUUUUGAUUAUUGCGCAAAUAAUAUCUUCGAACCGGAGGAACAGGAGGAAAUGUUCGACUUCAUUGAAUCGCUGGCUAACUCUACCUACAUGAACUUUCGCAACAUCAAAGGUUCAUCGAACGUUGACCGUAUUCUCUCCAUGCUCCGCGUGCAACCGAAAGAUUACAUGAUGCUGAUUGCGAACCUUACAAAGGAUCUAACCCGGCAGGACCACCAGGAGUUUCGGGUACGCACUUUAGCCAACCUGGAGUACAUCCGAACGCUACAGACAUUGACUGAGUACGGUAUUUGCUACACCACGAACAGCUUGAUUGCUCCCAAUUUAUCGACAAGAGAUACUUCAGUUAGACAACGUGGAUGUCGCUUCAAUUUCGAGUCAAACCUUACUCACUAUAGUAUAUACACGAAAGAAAUCUGCAUUCAGGAGUGCCGGCUUAAGAUUGCAUAUGAUCGCUGUGGAUGCAUUCCACACUUUUAUCCUAAUAAUAUAAGGCGUCCGAAGCCCGUGUGUGACUACCGAACGCUAAAGAUUUGCUUUCCUCCGCUAGAGGAAAUGUUUCUCGAAUUUCAAACCCGUGGUCAUCACGACAAGGUCAACUGUUACUGUGAACAGAAUUGCGUUGCAUCAAAGGUUGUCGUUGAAAAAAUGCAGGUACUCGUGGGCACAAGAAAGCUUCUCGGCAGCAACGGCGGACUAGUAAUGAUGAAACGAUUUCCGCUUAUCCGCUUCAGUCGACAGGUGUUAUUUACCUUCACUGAUUUACUAGUAUCCAUCGGGGGAACGGCUGGCUUUUUCCUUGGCUUGAGUGUGCUAGGCGUGGUGGAAAUCGUCUACUUCUUCACCCUCCGAAUGCUUUGGUACAUGCAGGGCCGCCGUUGAAGGAAACGCCACAUCCCGCAAAUGAUGGGUGAUUUUUUGUCUGCUCGCAUGAAUAAAUUGUUAGGAGAUUUUGACCGAUAGUGUGUAGUAAAU
Messenger RNA from Wyeomyia smithii (pitcher-plant mosquito), 1326 nucleotides. RefSeq lists its product as uncharacterized. Gene Ontology annotation, cellular component: membrane. NCBI's taxonomy places the organism in Eukaryota, Metazoa, Arthropoda, Insecta, Diptera, Culicidae. Gene Ontology annotation, molecular function: ligand-gated sodium channel activity. Gene Ontology annotation, biological process: sodium ion transmembrane transport. The record is from RefSeq and is a predicted model, not a curated record. The transcript has 8 exons. Bases 1 to 1233 code for a protein of 410 amino acids.